Messenger RNA from Magallana angulata, 1056 nucleotides. RefSeq names its product citron rho-interacting kinase-like. The transcript has 8 exons. The coding region runs from base 1 to 1056 and encodes 351 amino acids. NCBI's taxonomy places the organism in Eukaryota, Metazoa, Mollusca, Bivalvia, Ostreida, Ostreidae. Gene Ontology annotation, molecular function: protein kinase activity; ATP binding. Gene Ontology annotation, biological process: protein phosphorylation. The record is from RefSeq and is a predicted model, not a curated record.
AUGAUAAAAGCAGGAAAACUUUUUUGGGAUCCUUCAAAGACAAACACACUUGCAUAUCCCAAGUCAGAACAAGACAUCAGAAAAUGUUUUGAAGUGUGGCUAAAAAUGAUAAAAAAUUUGAAGGAAGAAAAAGCCCCAUCAGGAGUUGUCCUCAACGAAAGCGAGAUCCAUGCAAAAAGUGGACAGUACAGAGAAAAUAUAGAAUAUGAGAGGACAAAGGAAGUUCUUGGCAGAGGCAAUUCUGCAGGAGAGAUAUAUGUCAUUGAAGACAAUUUCACUGGAGCCAAACAUGCUCAGAAAACAGUAUUGAUUUCGCAUUUCCGUCCAGAAGAAAUAGAGGCAUGGGUGGAUCUGAAUUUGAACAAACUGCAAGCAAUUCCAGAGCUGCGCCACUUUCAGUUGGAGGGGAACAAAGUGGUGAUACACAUGGAAGUCUUAGAAAAUGCCAUCACUGUCCGUGAUAUAUUUGAGAAUCGUGUAGGCGAUCUUAUACAGACCAAUGCUGCUCUCCUGCUGCCAUUCUCAAUAUAUGUAUUCCAUAUCCUGCUGGAAGUGGUACAUACCAUGCAUGAAAUAGGAUGGACACAUAGAGAUCUUCACUCAAAAAAUGUCUUAAUCCAAAAAAAGGCUGAAACUUUGGUUAUAAGAGUUGUUGACCUUGGAUCUGCUUGUAAGACAAACAGUGAGGAUGGUCAGAAGGGAAUCAGAUCAGAUGUUCUCAAUGCUUUGAGAAUUUUUAGUGCCCUAUUUCUUGGAGAAGAGUUUCAUUCACAGAAGGAUUUAGAAGAUAACUGGAGGACAAAAUUGUUUCAAAGGAUGAUAGAACAAGAUAUAGACAGCGAUAAACGAACAGACAUAUUCUCUAUAUUUCCACAAGCAGGAAACACUGCUGCAUUGAGACAGAUAGUGAAAGAAAUGACUGAAAGAGAGUCAGUUGCAGACCAGAUGAAGGAAGCAACAGAAAUUCUUUUCCCCGAAAAAUCUGAUCUGAAUUUAUAUGAAAAAGCAUGCAGUGAUUUGAUUUCAUCCGAGUCGGUGUCGAUCUUGCUCGACUGA